Messenger RNA from Eimeria acervulina, 3513 nucleotides. Its product is annotated as glycine cleavage T-protein domain containing protein, putative. The record is from RefSeq and is a predicted model, not a curated record. Gene Ontology annotation, molecular function: protein binding. The annotation marks the transcript as partial. NCBI's taxonomy places the organism in Eukaryota, Apicomplexa, Conoidasida, Eucoccidiorida, Eimeriidae. The transcript is spliced from 8 exons.
AUGGCUGCGCGGUGUAUAAUAUCUUCACCCUUCUUUCUCUCACCCCUUCGCUUGAGGGGCCCAGCCACCCGUCGGCUGCAGCAGAAGCGGCAGCAGCUGCUGCAGCAGCAGCGGGAGCAGCAAACCCCUUUUCCCAAAGCAGCAGCAGCAACAGCAGCAACAGCAGCAGCAACAGCAGCAGGUGAAGAAGACUGCAGCAGCACAGCUUCCUUCUGGGACCCUCAGCUGCAGCAGCACCGCCCCCACCAGCAGCAGCACCAGCAGCACCAGCAGCAGCAGCAGCAGCAGCAGCAGAGCAGGGGGCCCCCCAAGCGCGUAGGUACCGGGCAUUAUGCAGACCCUAUGAGGGCCCCCGUUGCUGUCGAAGGCUGCAACUCGGUGUUUGCUGAGUUCUUAAAUUAUAAUCAGCAGCAAACAAAAAAAACAAUUGUAGCUACACUCAUUCGCCACAGAAGGCAGCAAAUAAAGCAGCAGCAGCAGCAGCAGCAGCAACAGCAGCAGCAGCAGCAGCAGCGACGGCAGCUAGUGCAGCAGCAGCAGCACCACCAUGACGACAGCGGCUGGGCAUCUGAAGCCGCAGCGGAUGCACCCCCAGCAGCAGCAGCAGCAGCAGCAACAGGGGGAGCAGCAGCAGGAGAAGCAGCAGCAGCAGCAGCAGAAGGAGAUGCUGAUAUGCCUUUGCCGCUGGCCCUUGCUGAGGUGUACGUGCAGCACCAGCAGCAGCUGCACAGCAUCGCUCCCCGCCCCUAUUUAUUUAGAGAAGCAUGUGUAAAAGAGUUUGCUGCUGGAGCCCUUGCUGCAGCAAAUGCUCUCUACCCCCCAACUGUCUCCUUCGAUCCCUUUGCUGCUCCUGCUGCUGCUCCUGCUGCUGCUAAAGCUAAGCUGCAGCAGCUAGCGCAGCUCGUGCAUGCGCCUGCACUGCCGCUGCUGCAGACAGAAACCCAGCAAACAAUCAGCAGAUUAAUAAACUCAAAUUCUUCAGAACAAACAAACACAAACAGAUCCCUCAAUAAACCUACCAACCAGGGGGGCCCCCUAGAUGAGGGGGGCCCCCUAGCAGCGGGGGGCCCCCUUAAAGUGGGGGGCCCCCUAGAAGAGGGGGGCCCCCUAGCAGUUGGGGGCUCCCUAGAAGAGGGGGGCCCCCUAGCAGUUGGGGGCCCCCUAGAAGAGGGGGGCCCCCUAAGAGUGGGGGCCCCCCUUAAAGUGGGGGGCCCCCUAGAAGAGUGGGCCCCCCUUGAAGUGGGGGGCCCUCUAGAAGAGGGGGGCCCCCUAGAAAAUGAAGGGGGCCCCUUUGAAGGUGAAGGGCGCCCCCUUGAAUGUGAAGAGGGGGGCCCCCUUAAAGAGGGGGGCCCCCUUAAAGAGGGGGGCCCCCAAGGGGGGCCCCCUUUGAAAGGUGAAGAUAAGAAGGGUUGGGGAGUGUUUGGGUUUGAAACCCCAAGGCGUACUUGGGAGUUGAAUGAGGGUUUAGGUUUGUUUGAGGAGGGUGCAGCUCCGAGUGUUAUAAUAAGAAGGCCAGGAGAAGAAACGGGAAGAAACGAUGGAGGAGACGAUCCCAACCCCACAAACGAUCCCGAUCCCGACCCCACAAACGAUCCCGAUCUCGAUCUGCACGCAAGUGGGCGUGUGGGACGUCGGAGAAGCGCUGCUGCAGCAGCAGCAGCAGCAGCAGCAAGAGCAGCAGCAGCAGAGGAGGGUUUGCUGCCUUUUAUGGAGGAGGCGUUGAAGGCUGAGGAGGACUAUGAAAGAGGACCGCACUGGUGCGGGGAGGCGAGCGUUUGUUUAGUGCUUGACUCUAAAGGACUGAUAAUCGAUAAGGGUUAUAUGUUAAAAAGAAAUUUAAGUUUAGAGCUCUGGGCUUCAGGAUUUUCUUUCUCCCAAGUCCUUGAAUACCUCACGGAGCUCGCCAACUUCUGCAAGAAGAGCGGGUUGCAGAUUUCGCUAAACCCUUCCCCGAAAAGCAGCAUUUUAUCAUUGCAAGGGCCUCAAGCGAUGCAGCGUUUUGUGCAGCAGACAGAAGCCCAGCUGAGGAGACAGCAGGAGGAGGCGUUCCCAGGAGGGUUUGCGGUGGAGUUGAGCGAUGGAUGGGCUCAUUCCGCACAUUUGCGAGUCCCCCAAAUGCGCGUUUCGUUUCUCUGCAGCACCAUCAGCAGCAGCAGCACCAUCAGCAGCAGCAGCAACAGCAGCAGCAACAGCAGCAGCAGCAGCAGCAGCAGCAGCGAGGUUGAGGAGUAUAUAAUAAGCUGCGUUCGCGGGGGUUGUUUGGGAGAAGACGCAGUAGAGUUUGCUGCUGAGUCUGCUGCAGCAGAAAUCCUUGUUCGGGGCUCUUAUGAGGGCCCCUCUAGGGGCCCCUCUAGGGGCCCCUCUGGGGGCCCCUCUGGAGGCCCCUCUGGAGGCUUCUUUGGGGGCCCCUCUGGGAGCCCCUUGGGUCUUAUGGGGGCCCCCUUUGGGGGCCCCUCCGGGGUCCCCUCUGAGGGCCCCUCUGGGGGCCCUUUGGGGGCCCCCUUGAAGGAUGGUAGCGGAGAUACGUCGUGGGUAUUAGAGGAUUGUGUGUCUGGGGGCCCCCUAUAUGAGGGCCCCUCUACUGGGGGCCCCCUAUAUGAGGGCCCCUCUACUGGGGGCCCCCCUGCUGGGGGCCCCCAGAAGGAUUUGUUUGGGGGUUGUAGUUUGUAUGGGUUUGUGGGUCGGCCUUAUUUGGGGUGUAUGCAGAGCUUAGAGAUGCUGCGAGUAGAGGCGGGUUUGCCUUUGCUGGGCGUCGACAUUUGGGGCUGUCAUGGAGCGGUGCAUGCAGGGCUAGGAAGAUUAAUAAGUUUAUAUAAAGUGAAGCAAAGACUACUCAUUGGGGCUGAAGCUCUUAGCAAACAACUUGCAAAAGCACCUAAAGUCAGAAGAAUUACCUUCUUGGUUGGAGACCCUCAAAGAAUUAACAGAGCGGUCAAAAGACAGCAGCAAAUCGCCCUGCAGAUACAGCAGCAGCAGCAGCAGCAACAGCAGCUACUGCAGCAGCAGCUCCUCCAGCAGCACGAACAACAACAACAGCAUCACCAACACCAACAUCAGCACCAGCAUCAGCACCAGCAUCAGCAGCAGCAUCUGCAGCAGCUGCAGCAGCUACAGCAUCAGCAGCAGCUACAGCUGCAUCAUCAUCAGCAUCAGCAGCAGCAGCAGCAGCAGCAGCAGCAGGAUGAGUAUUGCUGCAUGGAAGAGUGUGCACGCUUAGAGAGCCUGGCCUUCCCCUUGAGAGGAGCAGCAGUGCUCAGCGUCUCUGACAAGAGGCCUUUAGGGGUCGUCUCAUCUGUCUCUUGGAGCCCCCUUCUUCGUUGCAGAGUCGGGCAAGCAGUGGUGCUCUUCGAAUUUGCUAAACACAAUGAACCUGUGUUAUUUGCAGUGCCCCGAGCAAUAGCUGCAGAUACACCGAAGAAGAAAAAGAAAAAAAUAAUAAGAGGCAGACGUCAGCGAAGUUUAAUUCCCGGGUGUAUCGUCAGCUCGCCGCUCAUUCCUUUCAAAUAUCCUUUG